Messenger RNA from Abrus precatorius (Indian licorice), 1813 nucleotides. Its product is annotated as phosphoribosylaminoimidazole-succinocarboxamide synthase, chloroplastic. Bases 28 to 1242 code for a protein of 404 amino acids. Gene Ontology annotation, biological process: 'de novo' IMP biosynthetic process. NCBI's taxonomy places the organism in Eukaryota, Viridiplantae, Streptophyta, Magnoliopsida, Fabales, Fabaceae. The transcript has 12 exons. Gene Ontology annotation, cellular component: cytoplasm; chloroplast stroma. The record is from RefSeq and is a predicted model, not a curated record. Gene Ontology annotation, molecular function: phosphoribosylaminoimidazolesuccinocarboxamide synthase activity.
AAACACAAGAAGCAUUUUGAGUAACAGAUGGCGGAGUCUAUGGUUGCGUUAAACCCUCCCAGAACCCUCCGCACUGAGAUUCUACCCUUCAAUCGCAAUUACCGAGCGCUGUCUCAGUUCCCAAUCACAGUCACUUUCAAACCGCGAAAGCUUCCAACCCCAACGAUCCGUGCUUCAGUUAUGCCUAGUGAAGGUAACCACCAACAACCGUCUUUGGGCGACGCUCUCCACAACAGUCCUCGCAAAACCGAAGUUCUCGACGCCAUCAGAAGAAGCUCUCUCUCUAAUUGCCUUUCCGAAACCAACCUCCAUUUCACAGUUCCUGGUCUCAACUCCAAAAUCCGUGGCAAAGUUCGGGAUAUUUAUGACGCUGGAGACUACCUUGUUUUGGUUACCACUGAUCGCCAAAGUGCUUUUGAUAGGAUUCUUGCUUCCAUUCCUUUCAAAGGCCAGGUUCUUAACGAGGCGAGUUUGUGGUGGUUUGAGAGAACUGAGCACAUAGUCUCUAACGCAGUUUUGUCUGCUCCAGAUAAAAAUGUUACAAUAGCGAGGAAAUGUUUGGUUUUCCCGGUUGAGUUUGUUGCUAGAGGGUUUGUCACUGGAAGCACUGAUACAUCUCUGUGGACAGUGUACAAUAAAGGCGUUCGCAACUAUUGUGGAAAUGUACUUCCAGAUGGAAUGGUAAAAAAUCAAAAGCUGCAUGAAAAUAUACUCACUCCAACAACCAAGGCUGCAGAUCAUGAUGUUCCUGUCACACCGGAUGAGAUUAUAGAAAUGGGACUGAUGACUCAAGCCGAUUAUGUAGAAGUGAGCGAAAAAGCAUUAAGAUUGUUUGAAUAUGGACAGCAAGUGGCUUUGGAGCAUGGCCUCAUAUUAGUGGACACUAAGUAUGAGUUUGGGAAGGCAAAUGAUGGUUCAAUUAUGUUGAUUGAUGAGGUCCAUACCCCCGAUUCAAGUAGAUAUUGGAUUGCCAAUUCUUACCUGGAGCGCUUUCAAAAUGGUCUUGAGCCUGAAAAUAUUGACAAGGAGUUUUUGAGGCUGUGGUUUAAAAGACACUGCAAUCCCUAUGAAGAUGAGGUCCUUCCUGAUGCUCCUGAAGAUCUUGUUUGUGAAUUAGCUUGGCGAUACAUAUUCUUGUAUGAGACUAUAACAAAAUCUAAGUUUGAGGUGCUACCGACUGAGGAGCCUAUACAUGACCGCAUUUCACGAAAUGUUGCAUCUGCACUGUCAUCUUUAAAAUAGCCCGGGAAUUUUAGGGCUGUAUUAUAACUGUAUUUUAAGUAAUCUCUUACUGAAAAAUGUAUUAAAAAGUUUAAAGUAACGGGGCUUCUCCACACAAGUUUUUAUUUUUCUAAAAUAUAACAUAAAACAGAAAGAAGGAAACAGGCUGUAUUGCUCUUUGAAGUUAAGCUUGUUUCUAAAUUGUCGUGAAGACAGUUUUCAGAAAUUUGUCUCCUUUUCAUUUCCUUUUUUGAACCCAAAGAAUAAAGAACUGUUUCUGGAAGCAGAACCAAAUGUGUCCCUUGCCUUGUAUGUUUCCUUGGAAUAGUACGAGAAGUAAAUAUUAUCUAUUGUGAGAGGAGUUAUUUGUUCCUUUUACAACAUGCUGCUAUCUUUCUUUUUCUGUACUUGUCCAACCGUGUUUAUCAGCCAUUCUGCAAGAGAGGGAGGGCAUAUAGUGCACACACUUUCUCUUAUUUGUUACAAUGCUUGCUAGUAAUUUCAGUCCGUUACUGUUUGUAAUAACUAUUAUAUUAUGAUAAAUAAAUUUUAAACUUCGAUGAUAACUUCAAAAAUUACCUGAAGAGAAAUG